AUGGCUGCGGCUAUAUUCUAUACGAUUGGUGCGAUUCUCAUGGCUGUAAACUUCGGCUCCCUGGCGGAGCUGCUCGCCGGCAGAGUUCUGUCCGGGGUUGGAUCCGGACUUGGGAUGACGGCAGGAACCAUAUACAUCUCGGAAGUUGCACCCACAGAAAUGCGCGGCAUGAUGACUACUUUCUACAAUAUCAAUAUCAUGAGUGGAGUUGCUGGUAGCUACUGGAUAAAUUAUGCUUCCCUGGAGGUUCUUUCGGAACAAUCCAGCUGGCAGUGGCGAGCGACAUUGGUCCUUCAGCUAAUUCCCGCGAUUGCUCUCUUUGUUGGUUGGCCAUUCUUUCCUGAAAGCCCCCGAUAUCUGAUGAUGAGAGGAAAGGAAGAAGCGGCAAGAGCAAGUUUAUCAUCGCUUCGUGGGCUGGACCUCAGCAACAGCUAUUUCGUCCGCGAAUAUGACGAGCUCAAAGGCCGAGUUGAUGCUCAUGUUGAAGCAAAGUCCGGAUGGCAGGCCCUUCAAUCGCUGCUUGGGGCCUGCUUGAGAGACCCUCCGACUCGAAAGCUCCUUCUUUUUGUCAUGACUGUUCAGACCUUCUUCAUCAUGUCAGGAGGCAAUUCUAUCACAUACUAUGCACCGACGAUUCUAAAAUCCAUUGGAUUAAACUCGCAGCAAAGACUAUUAUUCACGGCAGUCUAUGGUUUGAUCAAAGUUGUCAGCGUUUUUCUGUAUGCCUUUGUACUGACAGAGCGUCUCGGUCGUCGUCCUCUAUUACUUAUCGGCUCUGCCACAAACACCAUAUGUGUUGCCGACUUAUCCAGCCCUUCUGCCAGCCCGUCACCAGCUGCAUGGAUAGCGAUUGUGGCUAUCUGUAUAUUUGCCGUCGGCUACGGCUUCGGGUGGGCUCCGGCUUUUUCUCUCACGGCCUCAGAAAUCUGUCCCACUUCAACUCGGGGAACGGUGGUCACUAUCGCCUUCGUUUAUCAGAAUCUGUUAAACUUCGGUAUCACGCGUGGGUUUCCGACCAUGACCGUCGAUAUGCACGCAUGUGGACCGUUCGCUCUCUUUGCGGGCUUUACAGCCUGCACGACAAUCUGGGUGUGGUUUUCUUUUCCCGAAUGCAAAGGUCGAAGUAUGGAAAGCGCAGACACCUUGUUUUCUCUGCCUUGGUACAAGAUCGGGUUUGCCAAAGUCGAAGAAAGACCGCAAGUGACCUCUAAGGCGGCUGUUGACUUGGAAAAACGCGGAUCCAGCGAGCAUGCUGAGUAUGCUGAGCCUAGUGGCCUAGAGGCGUCUAAAUAA
Penicillium macrosclerotiorum is the source of this 1293-nucleotide messenger RNA. RefSeq lists its product as uncharacterized. Lineage: Eukaryota; Fungi; Ascomycota; Eurotiomycetes; Eurotiales; Aspergillaceae. Gene Ontology annotation, cellular component: membrane. The record is from RefSeq and is a predicted model, not a curated record. Gene Ontology annotation, molecular function: carbohydrate:proton symporter activity. Gene Ontology annotation, biological process: transmembrane transport; carbohydrate transport. The transcript has 2 exons. Bases 1 to 1293 code for a protein of 430 amino acids.